AUGGAGAAUGAGUCAAGACAAGAUGCCAAAGAGGAACUAAAAUCCAUUCAAGGGAUGUUGAAUGAAGCCUGUGUUCAAUUCGAGAAAAUCACGAAAAAAAAGCUCGACUCCAGAGGAUUUGAGAAUGCUAAAAGUUUUGACGACCUCAAGGCGAGAAUCUGUUCAGGCAAGGAAGCCGACCCUCAGUCCCGGGCAACCAGGCAAAAGUUCCUUACAAUUGUGUCAGUUGUUCAGACACUGACUGGACCAGUCAAGAUUGCUACCGAUAUAGCAUUCUCGCCUGCUAGCGCUUGUGUUAGUGCUUUGUCGUUUCUUCUGGAGAUCCCAUCAAAGGUUCACAGCAUUCAUGAGUCAAUCAGGGCUGUGAUUGAGGAGGUUGAGCCUAGGUUCACUGAAUUAAGGGUGUAUGAUGAGAUGAGUGCAAAGAUUGACCCAGUUCUCAUCAUCUCGGUUUGCAAUGUCAUGAUGGCCUUUAUUACUCUCUGUGCCCAGUGUGUGAAGCAUCUUGAAAAGGGAAAACCUUAUCAGUACUUCAAGGAAGGAAAAUGGAUUUUGUCAAACAAGGAUCCCAUCAAAAAUGGUCUGGAUAAGUUGAAGGAGCUUUCACUUCAGAAAGAACACGCUCAAUCGAUGCUUAUGAUGAAGGAAAUUCUGGAUUCCAGCGACAAGCUUGACAACGUCGGUGCUAAAGUUGAUGGAAUUUCCGACUAUGUCAGCAAGCGCUCCGACGAAAUAGCCCGCCAAAGUGAUUUGAGUGAAAUCAAGAAACAUUUUCGUGUGAAUUCGGAGGACGGGGUAUUGAUGGGUCACCGUGUCUACGAGGAAGCAUCUCAUAUAGUGGGAGACAAAAAAUGCUGGUUCCUCGAGUCGGAGUCCUACAAGACCUGGGCAUUCAACAAAGAGCAAGAUGUACGACCAUUGAUUUUGAUAUCUGGGGAACCGGGGACAGGGAAGAGUGUCUUGUCAGCCUCAAUGUUUCUCGAUGUCAAGGCAAAAGAGACGUUCGUCGUUUAUUAUUCGUUUCCACCGAUGCCCCAAAGUCGCAAAGGCCACCAGCAACCGCUUGAAGACUGUGUAAAAGUUACGGGACUACAAUUGGCAGAGCAGAAUUCAGACUACCGGCGACGCUUGCUGCACUUUCUUAGUACGAAGGAGCAGAGUGCCGAGGGGACGGACUAUAAGAGCUUACUGAAGACCCUCAAUGUCUGGCAGGCUCCAGACAAGAUGAUGAUUUGCUAUCUUUUUUUGGAUGGCCUAGAUAACCUGGCGGAAUCUGAGUUCACGGAUUUCAUGGACUAUCUGACUACCAACCAACUCUCCUCCAAGGAGAAUUCCUUGCGCGUCUGUGUGACAGGUAAAUGGGAGAUAUUACGCAAAUACUCGAAGCUGAAAUACUGUCUGGAGACUGCCAAGAUGGAAGACCACAAUGAUGGGGUGAUUGCUGAGUAUAUUGGAAAGUUUUUGAAAAGGAAGGACUUGUUACAGGAAGACUUUUUGGACUUUGCUGCUCUGAGAGAGUCGAUUUGUAUCGGAGUGACAAAAAAUGCUGAUGGUAGCUUCCACAAAGUGCAGAAGUGGCUUGACAAAAUUGAAAGUCUUGUUCAAUCAGAUAGCAGAGAUGAACUCACUCGCUUUCUCAAUACACUGAGUCAGGGAGGGUCAGACCUUGCCGAGUCUGAGCUGCGGGAUCUCGAAAGAAUACUCGACUCGAAGGAAAUCGCGGAGCUGAACGAGUUGAUUAUCUGGUGCGAGUAUCACAUGUCCAAAGACGUUAUUUUUGGCAUUGAGCAACUUGAAGCCUUCCUGUUUAUUCGCUCGAACUCGCCGCCGUUAAGAUCUCUUCGAAAGAAAAUACGAGACAGAUUUUCUCUAGUCUUGGAAGAAAAAGACGAUGGAGUUUGGCUACGAGAAGAGAUGAAGCAAUGGGUAAUUCUUCAGCGGGAUGGACAUCAACAACCAGCUAUUUCGGCUACAAUCUCCGUCCAGAAUGCCAGUAUCGAAGUAGCCCAACGAUUCUUCUGGGAUCUGGCCAAUCAUUCAGUGAUGAACCGGUUCAAUUUUGAUGCAAACCAAAUCGAUAUGUCAAAGCCCUCAACGCACCGGAUUCAAGUCACGAAAUUGAACGCGCAUCUGGUAAUCGUCCAACGGACCUUCGAGUUUCUCAGAAAAGCACCCGAUCCCCUUUCGAGACCAAUUGGAGAAACUUUACUGGCCGAUCUUCCGAUUCAUUUAGCAGUCCUGCAGGAGCCCGAACAGCUUGAACAGCUUGUGGACACUGAUCGAAGAACCAUAGGUGAAAAUGUCCAAGAGCUAUUCCUGAGCCCAACGAGCCUUGAAAGGCAUUGGGGUAUUUUACAGGAGACGAGAUGGCAUACAGAUCAAAGUACUAUUUACCCAUUCUGGAGAUGGCUGUCGGACGAUGCUGCAAUCAAACACCCUAUUAUUCGAGACAAGAUCAAGGAGGUGCGGAAUGACCCGAGACGAAACCAGAAGCUCUUUGAGCCUCUGGCAAAAUUGGCUGGUCACAAAUGGCUCCAGGAUAGCUCAUCCAGCUACAGCACAGCUUCGUUUGAAUGGCUCAAUAUUUUUCUCGAUAUGCAGGAUGAAGAUAGUGAUCACGCCAGCCAAAGUUCGGAGACUAGCUCUGAGGAAAACGAUGAUGUCGAAAAUGCUGAGCAAUGGUGCAAGAAGGCACUGGGAUCAAACCGCAUGCGUUCAAAAGAUGUUUGGGUACAACGGCUAGCCGAGACAUAUGAGUACAUUGGUAAUUACGAGAAAGCUCAAAAGAAGUAUCAGGAGACCGCCGAGUUACUUGAAAAAAUGGGAGACGUCGACCGGGAUCGACAUGGGGAAGUGUUGGUUCGUCUAGCGUCACUGGACGUUGACAGCGACCAAGCUUUAGAAUACCUUCGGAAAGCCCUAAGACUGAGCUCCACCAAUAUCGAUGCCCGAUAUAUGCUGAUCAAACUUUUAUUUUCUUGCGAUUUCAAAAAAGAGCUGGAGAACCUAGUUCUUGAAACACUGGACCUCAGAAGGACUUCUGGGCCCAUGAGACAUCUGGGUCUAGUGAUCCAGAUGGCCAUCAAAGAUGAUGACUACGACGACGACGCUCAGAGGAUGAACAUAAUGUGUACUAUCAGCUCUAUAUGCUCAUCAUCUACAGAAAACUUCAAUUACUUGCUGGAAGACUUGCAGAUAGCCAUUCAAAUUGCCAAGGAACAGAGCCAGGUCGAAAUGUGGGCUACAUUACUUUUACAUCAUGGGAUCACGCUUGCCUGCUAUUCCAAAAGCCCUUCUCGUACAGACCAAGCGAUAAAAUCGUGGAAGGAAUGCGCUGAAAUUAUUCUGGCAAAGAUCAAGCACCAGUCGGCCGGAGCAAUUCUGCUAGACCAAGUUGGGCGGCAGCUGAGCUGUUAUUACUUGGCACAGCUUUCCACAGAUCCAACAAAUACUGUGUGGUCUCAAAAGUUGUGGGAAGUUUUCCAGAGCCAGAAUGGAGUAGUUCAUGGCAUGUCUGCGGCGAAGACAUACCUGGCAGCACACCUCGUCCGGAGUGGGAAGAGGCCAGAGGCUGAAGCACUCUUCCAAGAAAAUAUCAAAGAGGCAUUUAGCUUACUAUCUGAUGACACCACUGGCAAUGACAAUCGGGGAUUCACACUGCUGUUUCAGGUCUUCCUUUACACAGGUGACAAAGUCAAUGCCCUCAUUGCCUUUUCGCUUCUAGCUCGUCGUGUACUAGAUGCUGAGAUUUUGGAGAAAUGGCUACAGUCUGAUGAAAAGACCACAACACCAGAAGCCAUGAAACUCCAGGAAUUCUACCAGGAAAACUGUGGGGAAACAGCUGGGAUUUGGUCGGAUCAAAUUCAACUUGGCGGACGAGACCCCCCGAACGAUGAUGACACAGCCAGCAAGUCCUAUGAUGCGCUUAUUGAUUCUAUGAACCGAUAUUAUGGUGCUUUGGAUGAUGCCAACAACGAUUAUGGAUUCAAGAACGGUGAAUUCAAGACACCUCUCUGUCGCAUCGAUCAUGAAUGGAUGCAGAUCCCACCUUGGAAUGCGAAGGCCCAUGUUCGAGCAUUCCGGCGCAGAGUCUGCAUGGGCGCUACUAUUGGAAAGGAUGGGUCUCUGGAGGGUGGCCGAGAAGUCCCGCUUGUCGAAUGGCUGAAUUCCCUGAAAGAGAAGUGGGAUCCCCAGAGAGUUUGGGACUUCCGGUGA
Penicillium vulpinum is the source of this 4215-nucleotide messenger RNA. RefSeq lists its product as uncharacterized. Lineage: Eukaryota; Fungi; Ascomycota; Eurotiomycetes; Eurotiales; Aspergillaceae. The record is from RefSeq and is a predicted model, not a curated record. The transcript is spliced from 7 exons. Gene Ontology annotation, molecular function: protein binding. The coding region runs from base 1 to 4215 and encodes 1404 amino acids.